UCAUCAUAUUUGUAAAAAAAUCACAACAGCAACAAGAAGCACCCACAUGUUUAAAAAUUUUUUUUUAUAAAAUUAUAAUUAAAAAAGUUGCAAAAAUAGAUACCAGCUAGCACGAUGUUUAGGACCCUGGAAUUUUGGUCGCAUGUCGUGAGUUCGUCGAGGAUCUUGAAAUGGCAGGCGGUGGAAGCGAUCGUUUGCAGAUGCUACGCGAAGAAAGCCAGAAAUGAUGGCUGCGCUAGAGCUCAUGUAGACAUCCCUCCUGCCGUCGAUCCUCUCUGUCCACAACCAUGUGAAAGACGAAAAAAGAAAAAGGAAGGGAUAUUGCAUAAGAUCAAACUGAAGGUCAUUGAGGGUGGGACUAAUUUCGGAACACCAUUUCGUCGCGUUGAAUGCAAGGAAGUUUGUCCCAAGAAGCCGAAAGCUCCACCGAAGGCGUUACCGGCGCCGGCGAAGAAACUCCCUCCAAUGCCGGAGCCUCGGCCUGGCGUCCAGGUAUCAGUGCUUGGUGCCGACACGGCUAUAGGACAGUACUUGGCUCUGCUUCUAAAGCAGUGCUCGUGCAUUAAAAAGUUACGUCUCUACGAAGCGAAAGAUUCUCAGGGUUGCAACAGGGACUUGUGCUCUGUAGUCCAAGAUCUUCAGCAUAUCAAUACCAAUUGUCUAGUACAGGCUUUCAGCUGUGCCUGUUACGGGCUCGAACGAUGUUUACAGAACUCUGACAUAGUACUAAUGCUAGAAAGCGGCUAUCUUAAUGUGGAUAUGCCCGUCGAGAAGAGAUUCCUUUACCAAGCGCCGAUAGUGAAGAGUUACGCUGACGCUAUCGCCAACGAGUGUCCCAAGGCGUUCAUUAUUGUUUGUGCUACGCCGAUUGACUGCAUGGUGCCUUUGAUCGCUGAGACAUUGAAAGAGACUGGCUGGUAUGACCCAAACAAGUUGCUUGGUUCAUUAGCAGUACCAGAGAUGCGCGCGAGCACUCUCGCCGCGCGCGCCCUCUGUCUGGAACCAAGAUACACUCGAGUACCAUGUGUAGGAGGCACAGAGGGGGAUACACUUGUGCCUUUAUUUUCUAAGGCUGUUGAGUACUUCGAUUUUGCUCAGCAUAAUACUGAAAUGAUGACUGAAGCGGUAAGGAAUGCUCCUUCGGCGGUGUCGAGGUGUGAUGGACCCUGCCAGAGGGUCGGAGACCUCAGUGAGGCUCACGCACUCGCUGGCCUGGUGACCGCCGUGGCACAUGCACUCCUGUGCCACGACAUCCCAAGAGUGACGGGUUUCGUUGAGACCGACCUUAGACAAGUUAUAUCCCCUGCCAGAUACCUUGCUUCGGACUUGUUACUGAACCAUAGAGGAGUCUGCAAGAGGUUGAGCUUUCCUCCGAGACUAAGUUCAUACGAACUGGGCCUACUCGACCUUUCACUGUUUGAAAUGAUGAGUCGUUAUGAGAUGGUGAUGAAAUGGCAUUGUUCAAACCUAGAAAGCAUGCACAGUGAUAUGUCUAAACAAAAGAUAUUCGCUACACCGAGACAUUAUAAACGCUUCAAAAAAUGUUAAUGAUUUAGUAGACUAAGUCGAAAGAUUGUCAAGUGACCAAAAUUCCAUGAACGUCGAUGUAACAAGGAAAAUAAAAAACUGUUCAGAAACAAAGAAGAAACACAAAUUGCACCUUUAGAAGUGUCACUACUGAAAAACAAAUGUAAACCGUGCUGCAGUUCCGUAUAUGAAAAUUGAAAUGUGUACCUUGAUGUCAUAGUUAUAAGAAUCAUAGUGUGAAAUACUUAGAUAUCUACGCUGUUGGACAAUUUAUUCCCAGUUUUCGACAUGUGACAUAAUUUGUACGAAACUUCGAAGGAGACAAAUCAAAAUAAUCUGAUUAUUCCAAGUGUUUUGUUGCUGUCUGUGAGAAUCGUUUCGUACCGAAUUUCAUACAAAAUAAUAAACCUUAAAAAAAUUGUAAAGCUAAAGUAAAAUAAAUAAAAAUGACUUCUUUAUUUAA
Molecule: messenger RNA, 1990 nt
Organism: Spodoptera frugiperda (fall armyworm)
Lineage: Eukaryota; Metazoa; Arthropoda; Insecta; Lepidoptera; Noctuidae
Product: malate dehydrogenase, mitochondrial-like
Exons: 7
Coding region: 115-1548 (477 amino acids)
Biological process (GO): tricarboxylic acid cycle
Cellular component (GO): mitochondrion; cytoplasm
Molecular function (GO): L-malate dehydrogenase (NAD+) activity
Source: RefSeq, a predicted model, not a curated record